This is a messenger RNA of Diceros bicornis minor, 2366 nucleotides long. RefSeq names its product interferon gamma receptor 1 (gene IFNGR1). Gene Ontology annotation, molecular function: cytokine receptor activity; cytokine binding. Gene Ontology annotation, biological process: type II interferon-mediated signaling pathway. Gene Ontology annotation, cellular component: membrane. The coding region runs from base 33 to 1496 and encodes 487 amino acids. The transcript is spliced from 7 exons. The record is from RefSeq and is a predicted model, not a curated record. Lineage: Eukaryota; Metazoa; Chordata; Mammalia; Perissodactyla; Rhinocerotidae.
CCGACGUCGCUGGGGUCGCGGCCGCGUCCGUCAUGGCUAUUCUCGUCCUCCUAGUCCUCCUGCUGCCGGCCGGGCGCCGGGCGGAGAUGGGCGCCGCGGAUCCGGAGCCGCCCUCGGGCUUGUCCAUUUUACUCUUUGACUCUCUGACAGUGCCGCUGCCCGCCCGCGUUACCAUUGAGGCCUACAACCUGAACACCAUCCUGCUCUGGGACUAUCCGCCCACGCCACAGACGGCUGUCUUCACCGCGCAGGUGAAGACCUACGGGAAUGCAGUGUGGAUUGAUGCCUGCAAUACCUCUUAUCAUUAUUGUAAUAUUUCAUCCCAAAUUACUGAUCCAUCAAGUUCUCUCUGGGCCAGAGUUAAAGCGAGGCUUGGACAAGAAGAAUCGGCCUAUACAUACUCAAAAGAAUUUAUCUUAUGCCGACAAGGGAAGGUUGGACCUCCUAAACUGGAUAUCAGAAAGAAGGAAGACCAAAUCAUGAUUGACAUAUUUCACCCUUUAAUUGGCGUAAAAGGAUUUGAGCCAGAAGCCAUGUAUGAUGAAGAAAGUACUUGUUACAUGUUCACAUACAAGGUGUAUGUGAGAAUAAAUGGAAGCAGUGAGACCGCAGAGCGGAUGUACGAGUGCAGGGAAGAUGACUGCAACGAGACGCAGUGCCUCCUGCGUGUCCCCGUGUCGGCCCUGAGCUCUCAGUACUGUGCCUCCGCAGAGGGCAUCUCCGAAGAGUGGGCUGUCACCACCGAGAAGUCCAGAGAACUUUGUGUGACCAUCGUCGACGAGAACAGCCUAGAAGGUUCUGUUUGGAUUCCAGUUGUUGCUGCUUUCCUGCUCUUUCUAGUCAUUGUCCUGGUGUUUGUGUAUUGUCACGUUAAGAAGACAAAUCCGUGUAAGAGAAAAAAUGUCACGUUACCCAAGUCCUUGCUGUCUGUGGUAAAAAGCGCCUCUUCGGAGGCAAAAUCUGAAUCAAAACAUAUCUCACCCAUCACCUACCAGCCAAUCGUCCUGGAAGACGAGAAGGCGGUCUGGGAGGAGCAGGUGUCCCCAGCAACAGUUUCCGGGCUGCCUGCUGAAGAGAAUCCAGGAAAAGAAGAACCCGGAGAAGAGCUCUCCAGUGAGACGGGAGUGGUGGCCACUGAAGGAACUCCUGACAUGGCCCCGGGGAGCCCUCUGACCCCAGUAAGGACAGAGGGUUCUGUCCGCUUAAGUAGUAACCAGUCUGAACUCUGCAGCGGUGCUUUAAACUCCUAUCAUUCCAGAAAUGGCUCUGAUAGUGGCGUUGUGGAAUCAGACAGCUUCUUAUCUGACUCCGAAUUUCCCCCAAACGAUAAAAGUGAAGUAAAGACAGGAGGACAAGAGUCCCUAACGCUGAGAAACACUACUACCUCCUUCGGUUACGAUAAACCACACGUGUUGGUGGAUGUGCUUGUGGAUGAAGGUGCUAAAGAGUCCCUGAUUGGUUACAGAGUGACAGCAGAUUCCCACCGGUUGUCGUAAGGUGGACCCAGCUGCACCAGCUGUGAAGGAGCUGCUCUCCCGCUUUGAGUUCAUGAAAAGAUCCUGAUUUCUGGAAUCGUGUUUGUUGAUAUUAACCAGCUGGCAUGUUUUGGUUUAGAUAAAAGUUUGCAGAGCCUGUUUGGUCUGAAAACUGCAAAGGCUCUUUGAAAAAAACAAACCACCCUUAUAUAUAUACAAUGGAAUACUACUCAGCCAUAAAAAAAGACAAAAUCGUCCCAUUUGCAACAACAUGGAUGGGCCUGGAGCGUAUUAUGUUAAGUGAAAUAAGCCAGAAAGAGAAAGACAAACACUGUAUGAUCUCACUCAUAUGUGGAAUAUAAACCAACACAUGGACAGAGAAAACUGGACUGUGGUUACCAGGGGCAGUGGAGGUGGGGGGUAGGCACAAGGGGUGAAGGGAGUCAUAUAUAUGGUGAUGGACAAACAAAAAUGUACAACCCAAAAUUUCACAAUGUUAGAAACCAUUAAAACAUCAAUAAAAAAAAAAAAAACCACCCAUUGUCGAGCAUGGACCUUUCCGCCUGCACGAUCAGCGGUGACAGCGAACAGUCCUUGAUAACCCUGCUCCUGCAACAGAGGUGGUGCCCGCCCGACGUCCUCUCUGACCACUGCAGUUGUGUCGCAGAUCUUUCUUUUCUGUGCCCCCGUAUGAUAUUUGUUUGGAGGUUUGUGUAUAUAGUAUUUUUAUGUACUUGCUUCCAAAAGAAAUCCUGGAAACUUUUCAAAAUUACAUUUAAAAUCAAAUUCAAACCAAUAGAAUUAAUAAAGAGUAUGUAAAGAGAAAUGUAUAUAUUUUUUAUGGAGCAUACUGCAUGUAAAUAUUUUUAAAUAAAAUAUUUUUAAAAUUCA